This is a messenger RNA of Physella acuta, 2591 nucleotides long. RefSeq names its product sushi, von Willebrand factor type A, EGF and pentraxin domain-containing protein 1. Lineage: Eukaryota; Metazoa; Mollusca; Gastropoda; Physidae. The record is from RefSeq and is a predicted model, not a curated record.
GUUAGCUAAAUUGAUAUGCUUCUUGGUGAAAGGAAAUUAAAAUGCCGUGGAGUGUUGCUGUUGUGUUGAAGGUUGAAGUACUAUUAUUAUUCUCAGUAUUCAUUUUCUUACCAAAAUGCAGUUUGGCAAGCGAUGUUGACAUAAAAGGACAACUCGCCCACAAAGAGACUGCGUGCUUAGAAGAGACUAUUAUAAACACGGAGUCAUGUACAAACCUAAACGAAGACAAAAUACACAUUGGGCAGACAGAUGGAAAAUACCUACCAGAGGGAUCAGUUUGUGAGCUUAAUGAUAACAAAGAUGGAAACACGACAGCAAAAGUAGUUGAAUGCAUACAUGGAAAAUGGAUGUCAAUUACAGAUUCUGAUUCUAAUAGUCAUCACAGAUCGAAACGAGGAAUAGAGCUACUAAUUAUUGGAUUAAUUGUUGGCUUUACAGUAUGUUUUAUUUUCUGUCGGCGUAAAAGCCCACCACCUAACCGAAAUCCAACAAUAAGCUGUCCAACAAUAGCUUCACCAUUGUAUACGCCGAGGAGCGAGUUGUCAAUUUUGGUUUCAUGGAAAGCACCUGAAGCCAGAGAUCCAGACGGCGAUAAAGUAAGUGUUGUUCAGACACAAGGCCAGUUGCCUGGAACUUACCACGGAGAAGGUAUUUAUACGGUUUCGUACAUGGCUAAAGAUAAUAGAGGAGGUAUGGAUACCUGCAGCACAACAUUUCGUGUUAUAGUCAGGAGAUGUUCGAUAGAGUACUCAUACAUAUGGUACGGGAAGGUCUUAUGUCAGCCUCCACAGUAUAUUAAUAUAUUCGGAUCUGAGUGUAGAUAUACAUGUGAUGAUGGACACGAAAUUAGCGGAUCUUCUAAUGCUCAGUGUAAUGAAAACCAACAAUGGUCUGUUGUACCGAAACCCAGCUGCCAAGCUAUAGCAUGUGCUGCACCACCAAUAGUAGAAAACGGUAAAUUUACCGGUUGUCUUGGAGGCUACCCAUAUAUGUCUAAAUGUAUCCUCACCUGCGAAACCGGUUAUGUCGUGGAUAGAACUGACACCAUUAGAUGUCUUGCAAAUAGGUCAUGGACAGUACCCGGCAUAUGCAGAGAUAUUGAGCCUCCAGUACUGAAUUGUGGUGCGCAAAAGAUUGAAGUAUAUGCUGGGCCAAAACUUUCAAAAGUUCAAGUACAAUGGCCUCCAGUAACAGCGGUAGACAACUCUAACUUUAGUUAUCCAGUUGAAAGUGACAUACAAUCAGGGGCAUUCUUUGACAUUGGCGUCACCCCGGUCACGUUUACAGCUGAAGACAAGCAAAAAAACAUUGGGCGGUGUACAAAAACUAUUUCUGUCAUAGUCAAAAGAUGUCCGCCCUACGAACCCGAUGAACAUGCUUAUGUUAGCUGUUCCCAUAGCAACGCCUACGGUUCCGUGUGUACUUCUGUGUGUAACGAUGGUUAUCUGUUGGUCGGAGCUGAUUCACAGACGUGUCAAGAAAACAAAACGUGGAAUGGAUCGAAACCAACGUGCACAUCACGAGAAUGCGGAUCACCCUCUUAUGUUGCAUACGGAAAUUACACGUGUCUUUCGGGAACGAAGUACAAAGACGUCUGUACCCUAAACUGUGACCCAGGCUUCCAGCGCGUAACACCAACUACAAUUCUGUGUACCAUUCUGGUAGAAUGGACACAAGGAGGAUACUGUAAAGAUACUCAGCCACCAACAUUUCCCAAUGGAUGUCCUCGUGACCUUGAAGUUAUUGCCUCUGAAGUUGGACAGCCCACAUACGUUAAUUUUACACUGCCAGUAGCUGUUGACAAUUCAGGCGAUGGUGUCAUAGUAAAUUCAGAGCCGGUAUCCCGAGCUAUCUUCGCACUGGGGUCCACUAAAGUAACGGUCACUGCGACCGACACACAGGGUCUUCAAUCAAAAUGUUCAUUCUUUGUUGUAGUCAAGACUAUAUCAUGUGACGCCCCCAACAUCGAUACGUCAGGAAAAAAUCUGAUUGGGUAUAACUGCUCUGAUCAAUAUGUGUUUGGGUCUUCCUGCGACUUAUCUUGCAUGAAUGGGAACCCGAUAACUGGCCCCACCCAGAUCAGAUGCGGGAAAGUAGAUGGCAACAAUAGUGUACAAUGGAAAAUGGAAGGAAACUCCCGUCCAAUUUGCGAGCUAAAGGCCUGCAGUAAAUUAAGAGUCCCAAAAAAUGGUUCUCUUUCGUGUGAUUUACUUGGUGGUGGCAGUGAAAUUUGCAUUUUGAUGUGCAAUGAAAACUAUUCCUACCCUUAUCAAGAUCCUUUUCAAUUUUCCUGUGCGAAGAGCAAUGGUACCUGGUCACCUACAGAAACAACACGGGAUUGUGUCGAUAGACGAAAAGUAGUUUCUGUAACAACCGAUCUUCGGUUUUACUACUACACUGGAACGUGUUCUACUGAUAGCGCUGACAUCAAGGACAAGUUUGUUAAAGCUGUUUCUCGCAGUGUAUUCAGUGCUAUGUGUUCACAAGACACUCCUUGUACUGUGGACACAGUAUCAGUGUCCUGUGGCAUUAUUGCCCGUAGACGGAAGAGAGACACAAGCAGUUCCUCUACAGAAUAUACGGUAAAAUAA